Messenger RNA from Labrus mixtus (cuckoo wrasse), 2285 nucleotides. RefSeq names its product heat shock 70 kDa protein 1. Bases 36 to 1955 code for a protein of 639 amino acids. Gene Ontology annotation, cellular component: cytoplasm; blood microparticle; vesicle. Lineage: Eukaryota; Metazoa; Chordata; Actinopteri; Labriformes; Labridae. The record is from RefSeq and is a predicted model, not a curated record. The transcript has a single exon. Gene Ontology annotation, molecular function: ATP hydrolysis activity; misfolded protein binding; ATP-dependent protein folding chaperone. Gene Ontology annotation, biological process: cellular response to unfolded protein; protein refolding.
UGUUUUUGUUUCUGCAUUAAUAGAAAACAAUCAAGAUGUCACCAGCUAAGGGUGUAGCAAUCGGCAUUGACCUGGGCACCACCUACUCUUGUGUGGGGAUUUUCCAGCAUGGAAAAGUGGAAAUCAUCGCCAACGACCAGGGCAACAGGACCACCCCCAGCUAUGUGGCAUUCACUGACACAGAGAGGCUCAUUGGGGAUGCAGCCAAGAACCAGGUGGCUCUGAACCCCAGCAACACUGUGUUUGAUGCCAAGAGACUGAUUGGAAGAAAGAUGGAUGAUCCAGUGGUGCAGGCUGACAUGAAGCACUGGCCCUUCAAUGUGGUCGGAGAUGGAGGGAGGCCCAAAAUUCAAGUGGAGUACAAAGGUGAGAACAAAUCCUUCUACCCUGAGGAGGUUUCCUCCAUGGUCCUGGUGAAGAUGAAGGAGAUUGCUGAGGCCUAUCUCGGUCAAAAGGUGUCCAACGCAGUCAUCACAGUCCCGGCAUACUUCAACGACUCUCAGCGGCAGGCGACUAAAGAUGCAGGCGUCAUCGCAGGACUGAAUGUCCUGAGGAUCAUCAACGAGCCCACAGCAGCUGCCAUUGCGUACGGUUUGGACAAAGGCAAAUCAGGAGAACAUAACGUCCUAAUCUUUGACCUAGGUGGAGGAACCUUUGAUGUGUCCAUCCUGACCAUUGACGAUGGUAUCUUUGAGGUAAAAUCCACAGCUGGAGACACUCACCUGGGUGGAGAGGACUUUGACAACCGCAUGGUUAACCACUUUGUGGAGGAGUUCAAGAGGAAACACAAGAAGGAUAUUAGUCAGAACAAGAGAGCCUUGAGGAGGCUGCGCACAGCUUGUGAGAGGGCCAAGAGAACCCUGUCGUCCAGCUCCCAGGCCAGCAUUGAGAUUGAUUCUCUGUUCGAGGGCAUUGACUUUUACACUUCCAUCACCAGAGCUCGCUUUGAGGAGCUGUGCACCGACCUGUUCAGGGGAACAUUGGAGCCGGUGGAGAAAGCCCUGAGGGACGCCAAAAUGGACAAGGCCCAGAUCCAGGACAUCGUCCUGGUGGGAGGCUCAACCCGAAUCCCCAAAAUCCAGAAACUGCUGCAGGAUUUCUUUAAUGGCAGGGAACUGAACAAGAGCAUCAACCCAGAUGAGGCGGUGGCUUACGGUGCAGCUGUCCAGGCCGCCAUCCUCACUGGUGACAACUCUGGGAAUGUCCAGGACCUUCUGCUGCUGGAUGUGGCACCUCUGUCCCUGGGUAUAGAGACAGCUGGAGGAGUCAUGACAUCCCUGAUAAAACGCAACACCACAAUCCCCACUAAACAAACCCAGGUGUUCAGCACCUACUCCGACAACCAGCCUGGUGUUCUCAUCCAGGUCUAUGAAGGGGAAAGAGCCAUGACUAAGGACAACAACCUGCUGGGCAGGUUUGAGCUGACAGGAAUCCCUCCUGCUCCACGAGGAGUCCCACAGAUCGAGGUCACCUUCGACGUGGACGCCAAUGGUAUUUUGAAUGUUUCCGCAGUGGACAAAAGCACCGGCAAAGAGAACAGGAUCACCAUCAACAACGAUAAGGGCCGUCUGAGCAAAGAGGAGAUCGAAAGGAUGGUGCAGGAUGCAGACAAAUACAAAGCUGAGGAUGAACUUCAGAGGGAGAAAAUUGUUGCCAAGAACUCACUGGAGUCCUACGCCUUCAACAUGAAGAGCAGUGUGCAGGACGAGAACCUGAAGGGGAAGAUUAGUGAAGAGGAGCAGAAGAAGCUGAUUGAGAAGUGCGAUGAGACCAUCAAAUGGCUUGAGAACAACCAGCUGGCUGAUAAGGAGGAGUACCAACACCAGCAGAAAGAGCUGGAGAAAGUGUGUAACCCUAUCAUCAGCAGGUUGUAUCAGGGAGGAAUGCCUGCUAGCAGCUGUAGGGAGGAUGCUGGAUCCGCAACCCAGGGGCCCACCAUUGAGGAGGUGGACUAAAGUGUCCUUUGAUAUGGACUCUUUGACCUUACUAACUGUUUAAAAAAUACAACUGUAACUUAAUGACUAUGUUCCAAACUUGGCCCUUUUUAAAUGUGAUGAAUAGGAUGCAGUGUUCCUAAAUGUUUACAAUCUUCCAUGUUAAUGUAAUCUCCUUUUUUGUUAUAAAUAUUUUUUUAAAAUACAACUUUAACUCUCUAUCUUCUGUUAAGAUGUAUUAUAUCGUUAUUGUAAAAAUAAAUUGAUGCAUAAAUUGUAAGAAUCCUUAAAUGGUAAUGUCUCUUUCGUCUCUGCCCUGUUGGAUUUUAAAUAAAAAAAUCUAAAAUAAGA